Messenger RNA from Colletotrichum higginsianum IMI 349063, 348 nucleotides. RefSeq lists its product as uncharacterized. The transcript has 2 exons. The coding region runs from base 1 to 348 and encodes 115 amino acids. NCBI's taxonomy places the organism in Eukaryota, Fungi, Ascomycota, Sordariomycetes, Glomerellales, Glomerellaceae. The record is from RefSeq and is a predicted model, not a curated record.
AUGCAACAACACUUCUCCGUACCUCGCCAACAUUCCUCAUCUACCUCCUUCACCCCCGCAACAAAAUCAGCGACAGAGUCUGACUUUCUGAGUCCGCGUCUCUCCCCCUCCCUCUCCAUCUCUUUCCUCUACUUGCAGUCUCUUCAUUCUGAUCUGGCAUACCCGGCCUUUCACCACCACUCGACGACAACGACAACGUUUGGCGGCUGUCUGUGGUUCGUCGUCCGUCUGCGCAACGAACAAACAAACGAAGCUCGGUCCAGCUCCACACACCCGGCAUCGCGAACCACUAUCAGUCCGUUUGUCGACCAGCGCCGAACCGUCAUUGGACACGGUCUCAACGGUUGA